AUGGUGACUGAGGUGGGCAGCAAGGUCAAAAAAGUAAAAGUAGGAGACCAUGUCGGGGUGGGUUGUAUCGUCGGGUGUUGCCAUUCAUGCAAUCAAUGUGGUGCUAAUCAAGAACAAUACUGCUCAAAAAUGGUACACACAUAUAAUGAUUCUUCUGUGGUAACCUACGGUGGUUACUCUGACCACAUGGUAGCCAACGAACACUUCAUCAUCUCAUGGCCCAAAGACUACCCACUUGAUGGUGGUGCACCUCUUCUGUGUGCUGGAAUCACUGUUUACAGCCCAAUCCGAUACUAUGGGCUCGAUAAGCCUGGGAUGCAUGUUGGUGUGGUUGGGCUUGGUGGGUUGGGUCAUGUAGCUGUUAAGUUUCUUAAAGCUCUUGGUGUUAAAGUUACUGUGAUCAGCACCAGUCCCAAGAAAAAAGAAGAAGCCAUUAAUACUUUUGGUGCUGAUUCUUUCUUAGUAAGCCGUGAUCAAGCCCAGAUGCAGAGUGGUGUGGGUUCUAUGGAUGGAAUAAUUGACACUGUUUCCGCUGAUCAUCCUCUUGUGCCUUUGAUUAGUCUCCUAAAGGCUAAUGGGAAAUUGGUUUUGGUUGGUGCCCCAACUAAGCCAUAUGAGCUACCUGCUUUCCCAUUGCUUUUUGGUAGGAAGAUGGUGGGAGGUAGUUUCAUAGGGGGGAUAAAGGAGACACAAGAGAUGAUUGAAUUUGCAGCAAAACAUAAUAUAACGGCAGCGAUUGAACUCAUUCCCAUUGAAUAUAUCAACACUGCAAUGGAGCGUCUUGCAAAAGCUGACGUUCGUUAUCGCUUUGUUAUUGACAUUGGUAACACAUUAAAAACCGCAUAA
Messenger RNA from Lactuca virosa, 846 nucleotides. The record is from the annotation of a GenBank genome assembly. Lineage: Eukaryota; Viridiplantae; Streptophyta; Magnoliopsida; Asterales; Asteraceae.